UUGAACAGUUAACAGCCAAUAUGAACAACAAACACAUGUUUUCAUUGUUUGUGGUCAUCGUGAAUUGUUGGGUUCUUGUAUUGGUACAAGGAAACAAUGAGCCUCGCAAUGACCAAUAUGAUCGAUCAGCUGAUUCCACUUCAUCAAACGUAUAUGGAUUGGCUAUUGAUAAAGAGCAUGAUUAUGUUCAUGUCGGUGAUAAACCUGUUUGCAGCUGUACAGUGGAAAUGACCAUACAAGAUCUGAUAAGACAUUCAUUGAGGUGGGAGAAGGUUGGUCGUGAUGGAUCACGCAUAGAAAUCUCAAAUUUGGUUAAUGUUAAAGAAAAUCUACAAUCAGAAUAUGCCAUUGAGAUGGAUUCCUCUUCAACUAGUUUGACAAUCAAAUUGCGCUUUCUUGAAGGUAUAACUCAAAACAAUGAUGGAUUCUUGUACUGUUCUCUAUACAACAGAGCUGAACAAUUACUAGCAGAAAGAAAGAUUGAAGUUGCUGUUACACCGUCUUCAAACGAAUACGGAUUAGCUAUUGAUAAAGAACAGGAUUAUGUUCAUGUUGGUGACAAACCUGUUUACAGCUGUACAGUGGAAAUGACCGUACAGGAUCUGAUAAGACAUUCAUUGAAGUGGGAGAAGGUUGGUCGAGACGGUGCCCGUGUUGUUAUUUCAAAUUUGGUGAAUGUUAAAGAAAGUCUACAAUCAGAAUAUACCAUUGAACUCGAUUCCUCUUCUACUAGUAUUACAAUCAAAUUGCGCUUUCUCCAAGGUAUAACUGAAAACGAUGAUGGAUUCUUGUACUGUUCUCUAUACAACAGAACUGAACAAUUACUAGCGGAACGAAAAAUUGAAGUUGAUGUGACACGAGUAUGUCAAGGAUUAAACAGUGGUUUGGGUAUGAGUGGGAGCUCUCAGGAUCAGUAUGACUUGUACAGACAAAGAUACACUAAUUGUAAAUAUGUAGAUGGAAAUCUAGAAAUCACAUAUUUAGAUGAUACCGGAAAUUGGGAUUUGUCUUUUCUUGAAUCGAUCGUGGAGGUCAGUGGAUAUGUAUUGAUAUCCUCUGUUUUGUCUCAAAAAUUGCAUUUACAGAAUUUGCGUCUGAUAAGAGGACGCCAACUUUUUCUAGACAAGUUUAGCUUACUUGUAUACAGUAAUAGUAAACCUGGGUCUAGAACACAAGGAUUGAUGGAACUCGAAUUUAGAAGUUUGCAAGAAAUUAUGAAUGGAACUGUUUUUAUUUCGGAGAACAACCUUUUGUGUCAUGCUUCAACAAUAAGAUGGGAAGACAUCAAUCCCACUGUGACACAACAUUUUCGCACGAGCAUGGACAUUCCAGGUUAUAAAAGAUCGUGUGGCGAGUGUGAUGCAGCAUGUUAUAAUGAGAAUACAGGUUCUAGACAUUGCUGGGGAGAAGGACCAGAUAUGUGUCAAAUAAUCAACCAUGGGCCUGCUUGCAGCCCAACGUGUACAGAUAGGUGUUUUGGUGAAGAUCCAAGUCAGUGUUGUCAUUCUGAAUGCGCUGCUGGAUGUAGUGGACCAAAGGCAACAGAUUGUUAUCUGCUCGUGUUCGGACAAGAAAGCAAUAACCUGCCCGAGAGUGCAGCUAGCUCAAGAGUAUGUCAAGGAUUAAACAGUGGUUUGGGUAUGAGUGGGAGCUCUCAGGAUCAGUAUGACUUGUACAGACAAAGAUACACUAAUUGUAAAUAUGUAGAUGGAAAUCUAGAAAUCACAUAUUUAGAUGAUACCGGAAAUUGGGAUUUGUCUUUUCUUGAAUCGAUCGAGGAGGUCAGUGGAUAUGUAUUAAUAUCCUCUGUUUUGUCUCAAAAAUUGCAUUUACAGAAUUUGCGUCUGAUAAGAGGACGCCAACUUUUUCUAGACAAGUUUAGCUUACUUGUAGCCAGUAAUAGUAAACCUGGGUCUAGAACACAAGGAUUGAUGGAACUCGAAUUUAGAAGUUUGCAAGAAAUUAUGAAUGGAACUGUUUUUAUUUCGAUGAACAACCUUUUGUGUCAUGCUUCAACAAUAAGAUGGGAAGACAUCAAUCCCACUGUGACACAACAUUUUCGCACGAGCAUGGACAUUCCAGGUUAUAAAAGAUCGUGUGGCGAGUGUGAUGCAGCAUGUUAUAAUGAGAAUACAGGUUCUAGACAUUGCUGGGGAGAAGGACCAGAUAUGUGUCAAAUAAUCAACCAUGGGCCUGCUUGCAGCCCAACGUGUACAUAUAGGUGUUUUGGUGAAGAUCCAAGUCAGUGUUGUCAUUCUGAAUGUGCUGCUGGAUGUAGUGGACCAAAGGCAACAGAUUGUUAUGUAAAUAAAUUCUCAUUAUCAAAUGCCCUACAGAAAUCAUAA
This is a messenger RNA of Mytilus trossulus (common blue mussel), 2345 nucleotides long. RefSeq names its product epidermal growth factor receptor-like. The record is from RefSeq and is a predicted model, not a curated record. The transcript has 15 exons. Lineage: Eukaryota; Metazoa; Mollusca; Bivalvia; Mytilida; Mytilidae. The coding region runs from base 21 to 2345 and encodes 774 amino acids.